GCUAUGGCGGGGUCUGCUAUUAUUCUGAAGGUUGCUACGAUUUUGAUAUGUUUUUUAUCCGCUGGAAUAACGGAAACAUCCAGAAGGUCUAGGAGGAGCUCCGGUGAUCAGAUCCUACCCAGUUCCUACCUCCACCUGCCCGACAUGCUUCAUUCCAGGAACCCGCUGCUCCCCACGGAAUAUUUCUCACCAUCACGCGGCACCGGCUCCGAGCCGCUUCCCUCCCGGGUCCGAGAUCUUCUCCUUCCGGUUACUCCGACACCAGCCUCGCCCGCCUCAGCACUCGAGCCCGGCAGCAUUAACACGCGCUGUGACGGGGACAAGAUGAACGUGCAGGUCCACAAAAGUGUCUUGGGUUGGGGUGGAUCAGCGUCGCAUCUCUCCGUCGGUACUUGUCGACCUACCGGAUCUACUGGACAGUUUAUCUAUUUUGAGAUUAGAUUCAACCAGUGUCGAACUGUCCGGAUGGUGAUCAAUAACGGGCUGGUUUAUUCCAACACGCUUCGCUACGACCCGCCGCCCACCCCGGGUCCGAUAAGAAGAGUCGUGCCGUUCACCCUGCCAGUUUCCUGUCAAUACGACCGGUACCACUACUCUUAUAAAAUAGGUUACAUCCCGAAGAUUGAGACGCAAGGGGUGUUUAAACCAAUAACCAGCAGGGAGGACUUCACCCUGACCCCUCGGAACGCCAGGUGGAAAAGACUAUCCCCGUGGGAGCGCCACUAUGUCCUGGGGAAGCCGAUGUUCUUUGAGGUGUCGUCUCGGAGCCUGGCUCCAGGCAGACGGCUUUACGUCGAGAGCUGUUUCGCCACCCAAGGGCCCUCGACCACCUCCACGCCCAGGCUCUCCAUCGUUAACAAUUUCGGGUGUAUGGUCAAACAGAUCGGUCGUUCCCGAUUCAUUCCCUCCAGUAAGAACAGGGUGAGGUUCAGUGUGGACGCCUUCCUGUUCGAUGCAGCUACAGUCCAGGUGAGAACACCGUUAGCCAGGGGAGAACACCGUUACUGUAUUUUACGCUGGUUAGUUACUUGUAAUGUAUGCCGGUUGGCGCUCCUUUUUGUCCCCUCCCAGCCUCUCUACAUGCACUGUUCCAUGUCAACAGCUGACUCCACAGCGACACCUACAGCCAAGGCCUGUACCUACGACUAUGCAAAGAAACGGUGGAGGGAGGUGUCCGGUCAGGAGUCUGUGUGUUCCUGCUGUGAGACCAGCUGUAGCUCCAUCCCCUCAUCAGACGUGAUGGUAAGGAGCAAAUCCUGGACGAUGGAGCGUAGAGGAAAACCUUCUGCCCAUCCCAAGAAGAACAUCAACGUGGCCGCAGCUACCACCAUGACACCGACAACAGUCAAGAUGAUGAGCAAAUUUAGAACUCUCCAACAAAAUGGCGCUGGAGUCAGUCCUGUGGAUGUAUAUGCCAGGGAGUGGCAAGAGAAAGCUCUGAGGGGUUCUGGUGGCGUCAAGGAGGUUCCGAAGGGUUCCGUUGGUACCAAGGAGGUUCUGAGGGGUUCUGCUAGAGUCAAGAAGGUUCUGAGGGGUUCCGGUGGCGCCAAGGCGGUUCUGAAGGGUUCUGGUGGCGCCAAGGCGGUUCUGAAGGGUUCUGCUAGAGUCAAGAAGGUUCUGAAGGGUUUGGGUGGUUCCAAGGAGGUUCUGAAGGGUUUUGGUGGUACCAAGGAGGUUCUGAAGGGUUCCGGUGGUACCAAGGCGGUUCUGAGGGGUUCUGGUGGUGGCAAGGCGGUUCUGACGGGUUCUGGUGGUACCAAGGAGGUUCUGAGGGGUUCCGUUGGUACCAAGGCGGUUCUGAGGGGUUCCGGUGGUGCCAAGGAGGCUUGGACGGGUUCCGGUGGCACCGAGGAGGUUCUGAAGGGUUCCGUUGGGGCCAAGGAGGUUCUGAAGGGUUCCGGUGGUACCAAGGAGGUUCUGAGGGGUUCUGGUGGUGGCAAGGCGGUUCUGACGGGUUCUGGUGGUACCAAGGAGGUUCUGAGGGGUUCCGUUGGUGCGAUGGAGGUUCUGAGGGGUUCCGGUGGUGGCAAGGAGGUUCUGAGGGGUUCCGGUGGUGCCAAGGAGCUUUGGACGGGUUCCGUUGGUGCCAAGGAGGUUCUGAAGGGUACGGGUUGGUCCAAGGAGGUUCUGAGGGGUUUGGGUGGCGCCAAGGAAGUGCAGGGUCCCAAGAAGUUAAGGGAGGGUCUGAAGGGUUCUGAGGGGGGUUUGAACGUAUUUAGUGGAAAGAAGGAAGCUGUUAAAGGUUCUGGGGCAGAUGGAAAGGUCGUUAAGGAGUCUGAGGAUGUUCUAGAGCGUUUUGGUGUUGAACCACACAGAAUAUUUGAAACUUUCUUUGGUUUUGACAAAUAAAACUAAGAAUUGUAAUUGUUGCCUUUCGCUUUAUUUGUUGCUCUCUGGCAUUAAAGUGGCAUGCCUUGUCUUGUGCAGAAGAGGGUGCUGCAAUAUGGGUCACUUCAUUUUAUAUCAGGACCUCAUACACAUUUUAACCUUGGGACCCAAAACACAAUUUCAACCACACUCAGGAAACUAGGAUCCCCAAUUCCGGUGUGCUCUGUGCAUCGUCUGGAUCAUGACCCUUUCUUUUUUUUUUAUCCCAACCCAUGGUUUAAGAAACACUACACUCAAUGAUCUCUAGUGUACAAUAAGCAUGUUGCGUACUAAAUAAUCUCCAUCUUCUCCACUGAAGGAGAGACAAGUUGCAUACUACAGUAUUUUAUUCCAUAAUCUCGUAAAAGUAAAACGUGUUGAAUUCAUGGAUUUUACGGUGUAAAAAGUGAAUAAGGGCUUGCUCAGUCUUUUCAAUGUUGAAUUGAUUAUUUUGAGACAAUGCAGUACAGGUAUAAUCUUUAUUGGUUUAUGCCUAAAAAUGUUUUACUCAAUUGUAUGAAACAUUCUGUACAACGAAAUCUUUACAAAAUCCAGGAAGGUGAAUAUAAAAAGAAGCACGCCCAUUAUAAGCAGUCUUUACAAGUUAUAACUGUCAAAAGGAAAGGAAAAAACACAAUUAUCACUGUCAUUUGACUACUAGUAUGCUACUUAUAUGACAGGUACGCCACAGCUCAAUUGACUCUUAACUCGUUCAUUCUUCGUAUUCUCAUUAAAAAUACAUUUACAUGAAACCAUAGC
This is a messenger RNA of Gadus macrocephalus (Pacific cod), 3126 nucleotides long. RefSeq names its product zona pellucida glycoprotein 3d tandem duplicate 2 (gene zp3d.2). NCBI's taxonomy places the organism in Eukaryota, Metazoa, Chordata, Actinopteri, Gadiformes, Gadidae. Gene Ontology annotation, biological process: positive regulation of acrosome reaction; egg coat formation; binding of sperm to zona pellucida. Gene Ontology annotation, cellular component: extracellular matrix. The record is from RefSeq and is a predicted model, not a curated record. The transcript is spliced from 8 exons. The coding region runs from base 4 to 2349 and encodes 781 amino acids. Gene Ontology annotation, molecular function: acrosin binding.